AUGGCUCGUGGCGCUCGAAACAUACCCGAAGCUUACAUAACGUGUCGGCACCUAUAUUCCUCAGACACCCGUACCACACACAGAGAGAUGACCCCUCCUGCUCUGUUACUCUCCCUCUCCGAGCCUGGCCCCGACGUCCCGGAGGCCGAGUUCCACGACUGGUACAACAGCGACCACAUCCCCGCACGCAUCGCAUCACCCGUCUUUCAGAGCUGGACGCGUUAUACUGCCAUUGACGGGCUGAAACCCUCGUACAUGAACAUCUACGACCUCGAAUCGCUCGAGGCUACGAAGACCCCCGCGUACACCAAUCUGCCGCAGAACCGGAGCGAGGCCGAGAAGGAUCUCAUAAAGCGGGUCUCGUGGUUGGAGCCGCGGGUGUAUGAGGAGCAUCAUGACGAUCCCUUCGUCGCACCCUCUUCACUAUUCAAUCCGAUAAAGCCGGCGGAGUACGCGCUCAUCUUGACCGCGGAGCUUCCUCCCGAGCUAGAGGGGGAAUUUAUGGCGUGGUACACAGAGGAACUUCUUCCGAAGGUUUCGAAGGCUCCAGGAUGGGUUAGGAGUCGGCAGUUCAAAUUGAAGGAUUGGAAGCGGCUGGGUGUGGAGGGGUCGAAGGAUAAGACGAUUCCUCCGACAUACUUGGCCAUUCACGAGUUCGCGACGGCGGAAUUCACGGAGCUGAAGGAGACGGUGCAGUCUGACAAGACGCCGCGGUACGAGAAGCUUGUGCAGGGCCGUACGUCGUUCCAGCGAAGGGUGGUGAAGUUCUUGAAGAAGUUUGAGAGGGUGUGA
Molecule: messenger RNA, 792 nt
Organism: Sparassis crispa
Lineage: Eukaryota; Fungi; Basidiomycota; Agaricomycetes; Polyporales; Sparassidaceae
Exons: 2
Coding region: 1-792 (263 amino acids)
Source: RefSeq, a predicted model, not a curated record